GGAUUUGGUGGGUAGGCUGGAUACUAACCUGUCCCAGCACCCAAGGUCAUUUUGACAGGUGGGCAGGGCUGUGAGGCACUCCAGAAGAGUGCACUGCAGCAGGAAGCCAUUAUUGUUAUUUAUUAUUUAAUUUUAUUCCUUGAAUUUGUAUCCCACCCUUCCUUUCCAAGGAGCUAAGGGCAGCAAGCUGAUACACAGUUUGAAAACAGCAAUCCCCCCCUAAAACAGUUAAGGCAUUAAAAACAACAACAACAAUUACAACUAAAAACAUUUAUUUCCUGGCACUGGGAAUACUCUGUGGUACAAAUUGUCAAUUUGGGGGCAAAAUCUGGGAUUUUGAGAAACUGCUGUGGGUGUCAGUAACAAGAUGGCUGCCGUGGGGGUGCAGCAUAACACAAAAUGGCUGCCACAUGCAAGAGAACAGAGAAGGGGAUUGGGGGAAACGGUGUCAGCGUAGUCCGUCCGGUGGAUGUUGAAUCCUGGCAUCCAAGAAAAUGUGAGCAUGCUUCAGGCGAGAAGGUGUUCAGCGCUGGAGAAGCUGACCAAAGCCCCAAAAUGCCAUCACGAUUGCUGUGUCAUCGCGAGCCCUCUUCCGUAUGGAAGAGGAGCAGAAGAUUUACAAUGAGCAGGGUGUGGAGGCCUACGUGAAAUUCCAGCUGGAUCACGAGAAUGAGCCCUUUCUGCCUGGAGCAGCCUUCCCCUUCGUCAAGGCACUGGAAGCUGUUAACAUGCAGCUGCGGGUGCUCUACCCAGAGAGCGAAGAGCUCUUCGACAUCGUCCUCAUGACUAACAACCACGCUCAGGUGGGAGUCCGCUUGAUCAACAGCAUCAACCAUUACAACCUGUUCAUCGAGAGGUUUUGCAUGACAGGUGGGAACAGCCCCAUUUGCUACCUGAAGGCCUACCACACCAACCUGUACCUGUCAUCUGACUGCGAGAAAGUGAGUGAAGCCAUAGAAGAGGGAAUUGCUGCAGCCACCAUCUUCAGCUCCAACAGGGACGUGCAGGUUUCAGAGAACCAGCUGCGUGUAGCCUUUGAUGGAGACGCUGUGCUGUUUUCAGACGAGUCUGAGCAGAUUGUGAAGGCUCAUGGCCUUGACAAGUUCUUUGAGCAUGAGAAGACUUAUGAGAACAAGCCUCUGGCUCAGGGGCCACUGAAAGGUUUCUUGGAAGCUCUUGGGAAGCUCCAGAAGAAGUUCUACUCCAAGGGGCUGCGCCUGGAGUGCCCCAUCCGCACGUACCUCGUCACGGCACGCAGCGCGGCCAGUUCUGGAGCCCGUGCCCUAAAGACUCUCCGGAGCUGGGGGCUGGAAACAGACGAAGCCCUCUUCCUAGCCGGCGCCCCCAAGGGACCCUUGCUGGAGAAGAUUCGCCCACACAUCUUCUUUGAUGACCAAAUGUUCCAUGUGGAAGGGGCAAAGGAGAUGGGUACCAUCGCAGCCCACGUCCCUUACGGGGUGGCUCAGAAAUCCAGGCGCUUGGCACAGGCGAAACAAAAUGAGAAUAGCAAGUAGCAGAAAAGAGCGGGACUGGGCUAGGCCAGCCUUUGAUACACGGAGAGAAACAUCUCUAUGGAGAGAUGAAAAGUUUAGAACACCUUCCAUGAGGACUAGAACCAAAAGGGUUGGGAUGGCAGGUGUCUUGUUUGGGGUAGGUUGUUUGGGAGAAGGCUUCCUUACACCUACCUGUACACAUUGCACUUUACAGAAAUGCUCUUCCCUCUGCCUCACCAUAACCUUGCGUGCCCAUCACACCAUUGCUGUCAGUGUCUGCUGGUAGACUUUUGCUUCUGCCCUGCCAUCCACUCACAAUGCUUCAAGGUUGAUUGUCACCUUUUGCUCUUGAAUAUUCAUGAUAUGUACUGUUUUUUCUUGCGGGCCGCCGCAAGGGGGCUGUGUUUUAUUGCACGCUUCAACAGUUGCAUUGUGCAGAAUUUGCUAAUGGUGCCAAUUUAAGCGUUGUGAAAUUCCCAGCUUUCAACACUAGUUUUGAAAGAAAAACAGCAUUUUCUAGCUCUUAUGUUUGCAAGGAUGAGCACAAAAGCAUGUGUGCAAUUCCUUGAUGGAAUUUAUCUGGAAUCAGAAGCCUCGGAGAGCGCCAGCAUUGGUUGGGUGGUGAGGCUGACCAUGGGGUGACCUCCUGAGACUACCCCCAACAAUGUGCCCAGCCCACAUUGAGCACCCCAAAAACGGUCAAAGGUAGUGAUGACCAAUGGGGCCCAUCACAAAUGGAUUGUCCAAGGGCCCCUCAAAGAGAUUGACUGAGAAGGAGGCCUGCCAACAGAAAAAAAUGCUCCAUAAAACUCUUUCCAGGAAGAACUCUUAUCAGGAAGGGCCACAGCUCAGUGUUUAGAGCAUCCACCUUACACGUGGAGGGUCGCAGGUUCAAUCUCUGGCAUCUGAGAGACCUCUGCCUGAAAUCCUGGAGAGCUUCUGCCAGUCAGAGUAGACAGUACUGGACUAGAUGGUCCAAUGGUCUGACUCGGUAUAAGGCAGCUUCCUAUGUUUCCCCCAUCUCUCAUGGCCAACAGAAGCUAAAUAAUUAUGCAAAACACACAUAUGAAUGCAAGUUUGCUUCAUUCUUCCAAUUUGCUCAUCAAAUGUGGCUUUUGUGAAUGCCCCAUGCCUGCCCCAACCUAAAAUCUGCAUCUGCUUUACCUCUAGCCAGCUUAUGCACACUUACAUUUUGCCUCGCUCUUUCCAGACAGAGGCCUGUGCUUUAAUGCUCCAUGUCUGAGCAUUCCCCACCCCCACCCCAAGCAAAAAGGAGAGAGAGCAAGCACAGGAUGAUCUGUGUUUUCUUUUUAUUUCUCAGUGCUUUGAGAAAAGACAGUAAAUGAAAGCUGUGUUCCUGAGUCAGUGGAUGGUGCUGGAACAUGGACUAUGACAACGCAGGUCCAAAUCCCCACUGAGCCUUGCUGGUCACUGUUAGAGACUGAAAAAUCAGUCUCAAUCAGCCUAACCUAACACCCCUAUGCCCAUACACCAUCCUUAGAGGAAAAGCAGGCUAUAAAUGUGAUAAAUACACAAUCUGGAACCUUCCCAUUCCAAGUGUGUCUGGGAGCUUUUCACCACUUACCCCCUGGUUUUUUCAGCAGGGCUCCAGAGGUCUAUUGAAUAAUGUGGCAUCUUCCGUUUUUAACCAGUGUUGCAAUUUCCCUGCUGUGCUCAUGGGCUGUACUGUUAACACGGGGCAAUAUCUGGGGAGCCGUUCCCUGCUUGACUGCCCAUUUGCCACAGUGGAAGCAGGCGGAGGCUGCGAAAGGUCGUGCUUCUGUGUCUGCUGGCGGCUUUGCUUAGGAAUGAAACAAUGCAAUCAAUGACUGUCUGUCCUUCUGGGUGUGUUAUCUGUAAUAAAUUCUGUCUAUGUUAC
Messenger RNA from Podarcis muralis (Common wall lizard), 3372 nucleotides. The record is from RefSeq and is a predicted model, not a curated record. NCBI's taxonomy places the organism in Eukaryota, Metazoa, Chordata, Lepidosauria, Squamata, Lacertidae.